AUGUGGCUAACUAAGCUUCAGAAUGAUGAAGUUAUAUUCAACUACCUCACAACAAAGGGCAUUGAGUGGAGAUUUAACCUGUCACGCUCUCCAUGGUGGGGUGGUUUCUUUGAGAGACUCAUUGGCAUCACAAAAAGAGCCCUAUCCAAAACUAUAGGACCAGCGCUGCUGAUGUUCGAAGAACUCGAGGAAGUACUGCUGGAUGUAGAAGUUUUCAUGAACAACAGACCAUUGUGCUACAUGGAGGAAGACUUAGAACAAGUAGCUAUCACUCCAAAUAUGUUGUUACGCGGACAGCCAGCACGUUACCUAGAGGACAAUGUUCAUGACUUAGAUGCUGACAUAGGCAAACGUCUAAAAUACAUUAAGACCUGUAGAGAACAUGUACGUAAACGUUGGUUAAAUGAAUAUUUACAUGCAUUACAGGAGCGUAAUACCAAGGGGUUAGAAACCAAAAAGCAUAAAUUGCCAGGAAAGAACUCUGUUAUUCUACUGAAGGACUCAACAAAGAACCGAGCAAAUUGGAAGAUAGGACGCAUUGUAGAUACCAUUGUUGGUAAGGACGGAGUGAUCAGAGGAUACAAAAUCAAGACAGGCAGUGGCUACAUCGUUGAAAGGCCACUCCAAUUGGUUUGUGAUCUAGAAGUCAGCAAUACAAAUGAUGAAACUCCAGUGGGUGAUGAUAUUAAAUCAGAAGAACCAGAUGGGACCCUCAAGACCCAGAAUGUGAGUCGUCGAAGUCGAAAGGCAAAGACUGCUGCAGUGAAUCGCUUAGUUGGUGUCAUUGCAAACAAGAUUGAAGACGAUUAG
This is a messenger RNA of Saccoglossus kowalevskii, 810 nucleotides long. RefSeq lists its product as uncharacterized. Lineage: Eukaryota; Metazoa; Hemichordata; Enteropneusta; Harrimaniidae. Gene Ontology annotation, molecular function: nucleic acid binding. The record is from RefSeq and is a predicted model, not a curated record.